AACAUAAUUGCUCUCACCUAUAAAACAUCAACAAACAACUAAUUAGUCAACAAUUUAGCCCAAAGCGAGCUUAUAAUUACAAUAACUUUGUUAAACUUCAAAAUCAUCAUGAACGUUAAUAGUUGUGGUCAUUUCCGUUUACUGACCAGACCCUCCGGGAACAUGAUAACCAUGGACAGAGAAAACAAGUCAAGAAAAAAUGGAAGAUAUUUUUAUCUUCCGAAAGCAUAAACGAAAUAACAAUUUAACCAAAUAGUUAAUCACGCAAUUAGAUGACAAGGAUUACUAUUAAUAAUAACGAAUAACAGAAACUUCUGAUCUACUUUAAAUCUUUUUCUCUCUCAUUUAUCAUCUUCUAUUCUCCCUUGGAAGAUAAAGAAACAGUGGCGCUGGUAUCUCUCCAUGAGACUGGAUGGAUGAUGAGGAUGAUGGAGAGCAAAAUGUAAGAUGAAAGAGGAGGAGGUGAAAGAGAGAGAGAGAGAGAGAGAGAGAGAGAGAGAGAGAGAGAGAAUUCAUCAUGAGAGAGAAAACUGAAAAUUCUGAAGUUCUAAGCUCAUUUUUCAUGCAUUUCUCUCAUUAGUCCAGCAGAGUUUUUCUUUUCUUUUCUUCGUUCAAAUACAAGGUAAAGUUAAUCAGAUCUUGAUUAUUUCUUAAUCAUCUUUCGCUUCCUAUUUAUAUCAUGUUUCUUCAUCUCUUUCUUUUAUCACAAUGACAUUGAUCGAGCAUCAACUUUAAUUGUCUCAUUAAAUUUCUUCAUUUGUGACGUUUAUUUACAAUUCCAUUGAAAGAAACCAUCAAAACAACAACAAUUAACUUCAUCUUCAAGCAAUUGAUUAUUCAAUAGUUAAUUUCAAUAAGUUGAUUUGCUAUUUUGUUUGUUCGUCAUCUUUAAUUGCAAACAAUUAAAUUUUACGGUGAAAGCGAGAGUGACAACAUGGAAAUUAGGUGAUAGAAUAAUUAAUCUGAUUACUUCAUCAUCAUCGUUUAAAUGUGCAACACAAUUAACUAAUUGUGGUUACUUCUGGGUAAUAAUCAUUUUAAUUUGAUAGCAAUUUAUCAUAACAAAAAAUGAAUUGAAACGCUUGGUUUGUAAAUCUAAAUAGUUAUUAAUUGUUAACAAUCAUUGAACCAGUAACAUUAUCGUCCCUGAUUAUCAAAGGAAUUAUAAACAAUUUAACUUUACUCACAAUCAGAAAAAGUUUUUUCCUCGAAAAAAGUAAACAUCCUCAUCAAUAUCAUUAACUAAUCAUUACUUCAUCAGUUUUGUAAUCAUCGUAAUUAAAUCAAUUUCACCGUAAUCAAAUCAACUAAUCAACUCGUCUAUUAUUAUGUCUUAUCAAAGGACAACUUUGAUCAUAACUUUGCUCAUCUGUUUAGUUUCAGGUCAAAAUCAACAACCCAAUUGUGGAUACGAAUCAUGUCCACCAAUUAAAGAUGGAGCAAUUAACGUUCAUAUUGUCUGUCAUAGUCAUAUGGACACUGGAUGGGUAAUCACUUUCGAUGAAUAUUAUCAUAAAUAUGUUCGUGAGAUUUAUAAUUCCGUGUUGAGUGAACUUCGUAAGGCACGAGAUCGGAAAUUCAUCGCAGUAGAAACGUCGUUUUUUUCCCGUUGGUAUAAUGAACUUGGUCCAUCGACUAAAUUAGAUGUCAGAAAGCUCGUUGAUUCCGGACAAUUGGAGUUUAUUAGUGGCGGAUGGUCAAUGAAUGAUGAAGCGUGUCCUCUUUACUCAGGGAUAAUCAAUCAAAUGACCUUAGGUCAUAAAUGGUUAAACGAAAUUGGUGAAUGUGGUAUACCUAAAAUCGGUUGGCAAAUUGACCCGUUUGGACAUUCAAGAGAGUUUUCGUCAAUCUUAUCACAAAUGGGCUUCGAUGGACUGUUUUUGGGCCGAGUUGAUUAUCAAGAUAAAGACGUUCGAACUUCUCAUCGGAACCUUGAAUUCAUUUGGAAAUCAAGUCCAUCGCUUGGUAAAAAGUCUGACCUUUUCACAGGAAUAUUACCUAAUGUCUAUUGGCCUCCGAAAAACUUUUGCUUCGAUUAUAAUUGUUACGAUGAACCAGUGACGAAAUACAAUGCAAUGAGACGAGCUCGUGAAUUCAUUGAUAAGGUUGUCAAACCUUAUGCCAAAAUGUACGCAACAAACAAUACGAUCAUAACGAUGGGAAUGGACUUUUAUUUCCGUGAUGCUUAUAAUUGGUACUCAAACCUCGACCAACUUAUCGAAGCAGUAAAUACCCUUGGAGUUCGUGAGGGAGUAAAUAUGUUCUAUUCGACUCCUUCUUGUUACCUUAAAUCUCUUUACGAUGCUCAGGUUACUUGGCCCGUUAAAGCCGAUGAUUUCUUCCCUUAUGCUGAUGCUUACAACACCUACUGGACGGGUUACUACAGUUCGAGGCCAACGCUAAAACAAUUUAUUCGCUAUGCAGAGUCAUUGUUGGUCACGGCGAAGCAACUCAAUGUCCUCGCACUUUUGGGACCCGAACAGAGUAAACUACACACACCAUUGGAAAAAGUUCUUGGAAUUCUGCACCACCAUGAUGCUAUUACAGGAACUUGUAAACAAAAGGUUGCCGAUGAUUAUGCUAAGCAAUUACAUGAAGGAAUUCAGCACGUUGAAGAAUCAAUUGUGGCCUCAAUGAACCGAAUUCUCUUCCCUCGAGGUCCUCUCCAUUCAGAGGCUAUUCAUUUCUGCCAUUUACUUAAUCAUUCACAUUGCGAGGUCGUUCAAAGGAUGUCCAGUGUUUCAGCUAAUAAUGUUUUAGUCCACGUUUUCAACCCGUUGGCCAGUCCCGUUAAACAUUAUAUCAAAUUACCUGUUGAUCAAGGAGCGUAUGAGGUUUUCACAAGCGAUCGCACUAAUGUUGACUAUCAGUUACUUCAUUUACCUGAAGCCGUAAGAGCUUUGCCUUUACGGUCUAUCGAUACACCGUACGAAUUAAUCUUCAGGGCUUCAUUACCCGCUCUUGGAUAUACAACUUUUCUGGUUCGCAAAAUAAAUGGACCUGAUCUUGCUCCUCCAAGACGUUUAUCUGGACCCAGUGAGAAUCCUGGUGAAGUUACAAUUGAAAACAAUAAAAUGGCCUUAAAGUUCAAUCAGGCAACAGGAUUAUUGAAGGAAAUUAUUCUUGCUGAUGGUCGUCGACUUGAUUUCAAGCAGAAUUUUCAUCUUUAUCGAGGUUCAACGGGAAGUUAUAGUGAAAAAGCUUCCGGGGCUUAUGCUUUCAACCCAACACCAGAAGGCUCCAGCCCAGCAGCAAGUCAGGUCACUUAUCAUGUAACUAAAGGAGAUUUAGUUCAAGAAGUUCAUCAAAUUUUCAAUGAAUAUAUUAGUCAAACUAUUCGGCUUCAUCAACAUAGCGAUUCAAUUGAAUUUGACUGGAUAAUUGGACCCAUACCAAAGGGCAAUUGGUAUUCUGACCUCGGGAAGGAGAUUGUUACUCGAUAUGAAACUGACUUCCUCUCAAACGGUACUUGGUGGACUGAUUCUAAUGGCCGUGAAGCCAUAAGAAGAACACGCGAUCAUCGACCAACAUGGAAUCUGGUCACAAGCGAAAAUGUAGCGGCCAAUUAUUAUCCGAUUUCUGCGUGGACUUUCAUUCGUGAUUAUGAGCGUAAUCUGCAAUUAACUGUAUUACCUGAUCGACCACAAGGUGGAUCGAGUUUGAUUGAUGGUUCACUCGAGCUGAUGCUUCAUCGGAGGCUAUUUUAUGAUGAUGGAUUCGGAAUGGAAGAGGCUCUCGAUGAAGCUGGAAGUGAUUCUCGAGGCUUGAUUGUCAAGGGUCGACAUCAUGUUAUAUUAUCUGAUAUUCGUCCGAGCGUUCAGAAAAUGCGAACAAUGUCCAAGCAACUUGCUCUUCCUCCACUGACCAUGUUCAGAGCUCUCACAGAUCCAGGAAUAAACCAUUUAGAUCGACCUGAACGAUUCGACUUCAGUGGACUUCACCGAAAACUUCCAGUCAACAUUCACUUAUUGAGUUUUGAGAGAUGGGACGAUAAUAAGCUACUCAUUAGGUUAGAACACUUUUUCGAAGUUAAUGAAGAUAUGAAAUACUCUCGACCCCGUCGAGUCUCACUGAGAGAUCUUUUUGAACCUUUACGAAUAACAUCGGCCCAAGAGGUCGCACUUAACGUUGUCCAAGAUCGACGAGCGACAGAAAAACGUAGACUACGAUUCGUAUCGCGAUUUGACCCUUACUUUAAUUACACCAAUUUGCUCAGUCAAAUUGAUCCCAACGAUCAAAGUAAUCACGGUGAUGGACAAGAAUCGUUGAUGGUGAUUCUUUAUCCAAUGGAUAUAAAAAGUUAUUUAGUUACUUUUGAAGCGAAAAGAAUUUGUUUUGGUUCAACUUAUUCGAACAGAGCGAGAAAUUAUCCUUUUAAUUGUUAAUCUCUCUCAGUGUAAAUUGUCUUAAUCUCUUGAUCGAUUGGAGUAAAUUUAUUUAAUUUUAUACCUUCCACAUAAAAGAGAUGAAAGAUCAAUCCAAUUAAUUAUU
Panonychus citri (citrus red mite) is the source of this 4491-nucleotide messenger RNA. Its product is annotated as lysosomal alpha-mannosidase-like. Gene Ontology annotation, biological process: mannose metabolic process. The record is from RefSeq and is a predicted model, not a curated record. NCBI's taxonomy places the organism in Eukaryota, Metazoa, Arthropoda, Arachnida, Trombidiformes, Tetranychidae. Gene Ontology annotation, molecular function: carbohydrate binding; alpha-mannosidase activity. Gene Ontology annotation, cellular component: lysosome.